This is a messenger RNA of Felis catus (domestic cat), 1078 nucleotides long. RefSeq names its product C-C motif chemokine 3-like. Gene Ontology annotation, cellular component: extracellular region. Gene Ontology annotation, molecular function: CCR chemokine receptor binding; chemokine activity. The record is from RefSeq and is a predicted model, not a curated record. Gene Ontology annotation, biological process: positive regulation of ERK1 and ERK2 cascade; lymphocyte chemotaxis; cellular response to type II interferon. Lineage: Eukaryota; Metazoa; Chordata; Mammalia; Carnivora; Felidae. The coding region runs from base 364 to 645 and encodes 93 amino acids. The transcript has 3 exons.
UGGAUGGAUCUGCUCUUGUGAGAAGGCGCCAGCUAAUUGGGUCACACCAGCAUCUCACCUCCUCUCACUGUGGGAACCAUUUCCUCCUCAAGUAGGCAACCAAACUGUUGUUGCAAAUAACCUGAACCCUUGUGGCCACCCAGAGCUCUCCUGGCUUUAUGCAACUCACGCAUGACACCAACACCAACGAUUUAAAAUCCACCCCACCCACCUUGGUUUCCUCAACUUUCUAUAUUUUAAUGCCCUGAGGCUGCUUAUAAAGAGAAGACAUGGCUUAGACCCCAGAAGGAGGCAGUGGCUGCAAGUCCCCAGUGUCAGCUCUGCUUGGCCACUGCUUGAUCUCACACUCUGCUGCCCAGCGACAUGGAGGUCCCCAAGGCUGCCCUGGCUGUCCUGCUUCUCACCGCGACACUCUGUUCCCAGACCUGCUCUUCCUUUUUUGGUGCCGACACCCCCACCUCCUGCUGCUUCGUCUAUAUCUCCCGGCAGAUUCCACGCAAAUUUGUGGUCGACUAUUAUGAGACCAGCAGCCAAUGCUCCAAGCCCGGUGUCAUCUUCCAAACCAAAAGAGGCCGGGAGAUCUGUGCUGACCCCAGGGAGGCCUGGGUCCAGGAAUACAUCACCAACCUGGAGCUGAAUGCCUGAGUGGCCUAGAAGCUACAAGAAAGGUGUUACAUCUAUGUGCAGACUGGGGGGCAGUCACCUGAGCCAAGGCAAUGACCUUGGAACUCUGGAGGCACUUCUCCUAUGGGUCACACCCCCACCCCCAGCCACACGCUACAGCCCUUUUUAACUUUAAUUUUAGUUUUUGUAUCUUAUUUAACUUUUGUAAUUUAUUUCCAUUGUUGACUUGUGUGAUGUAAUAAAUAUUUCUGCUGACAUCUCACAACAUCCUCUCCACCUCCCCACGACCCUCCCUUUUCUGUUCUCACACUCAAUAUGUGGAUCAGUCAGCAGGAUUGGCACUGUCUUGUAGCUGUUGUAUCAUAUAUAUCAAACAACAAAUGUUUACGGAGUGGUUUUGCCCAGCACGGCUCUUCAAAAUAUUGAAGGUCCUUACAUAAAAGGUAAACCAGCA